AUGCGACAGGAACAGGCUCCAUGGACUCGAAUGCAGUGCUGCGAAUCGGAUUCUCACGGCCAAGUGACGCGACGCAAUCAGAGAGCGGAGAAAUCAGGAAACCCUUGGUCAGAUGUGCCGAUAAGAUCUGCACAGCCUACUCAUGUUCGGAUUGCUCCCAAGGCGAAACCGUCUGCCACGAAAUUUGCUGGUAAUACCCCGGAUCUCUGCGACGACUCUCCCGACGGCGACUCCGACGUAAUUGAGGUAUACACGCCUGAUUUGGACCCCACGGACGGUGUAUUUCAGAACCACUCCCUCGCGCUGGUGCCAAAAACAGCGACGAUUGCUCCUAUGCUUUUCUAUCCUGACGAGCACCUGAUACCCGUAAAAUUCUUCUCCAACAUUUUUGACUACUUCAGAGGAGCUUGUGACAACGGCCACUUUGUCAGGAACGAUUCGGGAGAUCUGGUCAGUCACGUCUCUCCCAGGAGUAGCAUGGACGUCAGUAACUUCUACAAAUGCUGCAUCACUGCAAUAGAUCUUCUGGAACGCGGUUAUUACGCUCAAGGAUUCGCUCUUGUGUCAAACGCUCUAUGGCUUGUCGAGCGCUUGCUAGAAGUAAGAGAUCCGAAGUUGAUUGAUACCAUCUGCGAUGUAGCUGUGCUCCUCCUGACAAAAGGCUGGGACCAGGUAUACGAAAUUCUGAUGGAAAGAAUUUGCUGCAUGGUUCAAUUCCAGGCCAUCAAGAAUAAGGAGCAACAUCAUCCAUGGGCUCAACUAUUCGCCUGGUUGCAAAAAUUACCGACCUCUCAAGCCCUGGAGAUCUUGCGGCGGGGCUGGAAGUGUGGACUCGAUCAACUUGAAGAUGUGAAUCCUGGACAUUCAUGGGAAUGGCUCAACAUGAACUGCUCUUCUGAUUAUCCGUUACGAAUGGGCGGACAUGUUACACGGCUUCAUCAAGACGUACUAUCCGCUUGGUUUGAAGUUCCAGAGCCUUCAGCAUUGAGCAGUAUGCGACAGCAGUUUGCUUGCGGUAAUGUUCUGUACUAUGAUGGAAACUAUCGCGAAGCUUUAGGUGCCAUGGAGUCCAUCAUUCACAGAUGCAUCGAAGCAAGAGAGCAAGGUGAGGAGAAGUGGAUGACGCUGGAGAUCGAGGCUCUCGAGGUAGCAUCACGAUGCCAUUCUGCCUUGAGCAAACUAGGUCGACGCCGUGGCGACAUUCCUACCGCAGUCACUCUACUGGAAAACGCGAUUCACAGGAGCGAAGUGGUGUGGGGCGCUUCGUCUGCCACAACAAUAGCAUUGCAACACAGCUUGUGGCUGUUGCUCUUGGAACAGGAACGACACAGUGAAGCAAAGUUGUUGCGAAGCAAGAUUGAUGCUGUUAUGAUCCAGUCUGAACCUGGAACAUCGGGUGCUGCAACAGGACCUGGCUGA
Molecule: messenger RNA, 1419 nt
Organism: Aureobasidium pullulans EXF-150
Lineage: Eukaryota; Fungi; Ascomycota; Dothideomycetes; Dothideales; Saccotheciaceae
Exons: 1
Coding region: 1-1419 (472 amino acids)
Molecular function (GO): protein binding
Source: RefSeq, a predicted model, not a curated record